Molecule: messenger RNA, 2045 nt
Organism: Pollicipes pollicipes
Lineage: Eukaryota; Metazoa; Arthropoda; Thecostraca; Pollicipedomorpha; Pollicipedidae
Product: mitotic spindle assembly checkpoint protein MAD1
Exons: 14
Coding region: 39-1865 (608 amino acids)
Biological process (GO): mitotic spindle assembly checkpoint signaling; attachment of mitotic spindle microtubules to kinetochore
Cellular component (GO): mitotic spindle; kinetochore; nuclear envelope
Source: RefSeq, a predicted model, not a curated record
UGACUUCUGAAGAAGCCUUUACCCAUGCCAGUGUGAAGAUGGCAAGCCAGUCAAUGAAAAGUUCACUGUUCACACAGAGUCAUCUUAGUCAGCAACAAUUGCACAUGGUUUUUACAUCAAGCUUGGAUGAAAAUGGUGGACAGAGACAUUCUUCUCUAAGUGAUAGCCAGGAUUUUGAAAAUGAAAAAUCAGCUGAAAAGAAGAUCAAGCUUGAUCCUGGAAAAUUAGCCAGCGAGAGGCGCGCGAGGCACCAGGCGGCCGCCCUGCUCGACUCGCAGAACCAUGUGGCCCGGCUGCAGGCCAAACUGCAGUCCGCCGAGGCGCGCGACCGCGAGGCUCGCUUGCUGAUGGAGACGGAGCGGGGCGAGCUGCGACGCCGGACGGAGCGCGCCGAGGAGCAGAGCGCCGAGCUGAGGGCCGAGGUGGAGCGGCAGCGGGCUGAUCGCGACCGGCUGGAGUCAGAGCUGGCCGAGCUGCGCUCGCGGCUGCGCUCGUGCCAGGUCAGCUGCGACCAGGAAAAGUUGGCCGCCCAGCAGCGCGCCGACCGCGCCGCGCACCGGCUCUCAGAGGAGCUGGCGGAGUCGCGCCGGGAGCUGGCGGCGGCUGAGCUGGAGAACACCAUCGCCUCCAACGAGGAGAACGCCAAGCUGGGCACGCUGAUGAGGGAGCGGCUGGCGCAGUUCCCGCAGCUGGAGGCGCAGAACCGAGCCAUGAGCGCCGAACUCAAGUCGUUGAGGCACAUGGUCGACCGGACGUUGGUGCUGGAGGAGCAGCUGGCGGUGCUGCAGCCCAAGGUGGAGAGGUUCGAUCAGCUGCAGGCUGAGCUGGCCACCGCCCAGGCAGAGUCCCUGCUGUCGGCGGCCGAGGCGCGCAGCAGCAACCUGCAAUCGCAGCUGGAGAGGUUCAAGGCCGAGCAGGCCGAGCACAACCGCUCGGCGCUGGAGGGCCAGGUGCAGCUGCGCAAGCUGCAGCGCAAGCUCACGCUCGUCACCAUGGAGCGCGACAGCUGCAAGCGCGUGCUGGACGCGUACGAGUCGGAGACGACCGAGUCGCUGACGGCCAUCGAGCGGCAGCGCGGCGGCGACCUGGAGCGCCAGCUGGACACGUACCGGCAGCAGGUGGACGCCCUGGAGCGGCAGCUGCAGGAGGCCGCCAGUAGCGGCCGGCUGGUGUUCGGCUCGGCCGACUCGGAGGCGCUGGCGCAGCUCUCGGCGGCGCGGGCCGAGCUGGAGCGGCUGCAGGAGCGCCUGGCUGCGCUGCAGCAGGAGAAGGAGGGCCUCGAGGCGCAGCUGGAGGAGCGCGCGCUGCGCGGCGACUACAACCCGGCCACGACGCGCUUGGAGCGGCUGCAGCGCGAGAAUGCCGAGCUUCGCGGCCGGCUGGCCGACGGUGGCGCCGCCGCCGGCCAGCUCGCCAACCAGGAGGCGACCACUCAGAUCAGGGCGCUGCGCAGUCAGCUCCGCGCCUCUGAGCUGCGCAUGCGCCGUCUGAAGGACGUGUUCGGCCGCAGCACGCAGGAGUACCGCCAGGCUGUGUGCCAGCUAACCGGCUACAAGAUCAACGCCGACGGGCAGCAGCUGAAGCUGCGCAGCGUGUACGCGCCCAACCACGACCAGACCCUGCUCUUCAACCGAGACGCGGGAGACAGUCUGCAGCUGCUGGAGACGGACUUCUCGGCGGCGCUGUCCGACCUGGUGGAGGAGCACCUGUACCGGCAGGACUCGAUGCCCGGCUUCCUGGCGGCGCUCACGCUGCGCCUGCUCCGGGAGGGUCCGCCCGCCCCCGCCCCCGCCCGCGCCGCCGCCCCCGCCUCCGCCGCCGCCGCAGACGACGACAGUGAGCCGGAGAUAGUGGAGCUGGACUGAGGGGCGUGCUGCAGCUGCGGGGCUCACCAGGCGGCGUGCCGGGGCCUCUUCUCUCAACGGGCUGUGGUGGUGUGGCCGCGUUCAGCCCUGCAUUGCGCCGCAUGACAGCGGCGCGCCGGCCAGCCGAUGGCAGAAGUCUGGAUCGUGUUGUGUCCUGAUCAAUUCCAUGCGUUUUUGAUA